UAGAUCAUUUCUCUCUCUCUCUCUCUCUCUCUCUCUCUCUCUCUCUCUCUCCCACCUCCAUUGAUGCUACCAACUCUCAACUUCGAGCGGACUCGAAUUCAUAUUCAAGGACGAAUCUAAUCUUCGCUAUAGUCGGCAAAGAAGAACCAUGAGUACACAACUAUUGGACAUUCAACCCCGUGAACUAAAGUUCACAUUUGAGUUAAAGAAACAAAGUUCAUGUGCAAUUCAACUUCACAAUAUCUCUGAUCAGUAUGUAGCUUUUAAGGUGAAGACUACAUCUCCAAAGAAAUAUUGUGUGCGACCCAACGUAGGCAUCAUCAAACCGAAGUCAAAAUGUGAUUUCAUGGUCACUAUGCAAGCUCAACCAUCAGCACCAUCUGAUAUGAAGUGCAAGGAUAAAUUUCUAAUUCAAAGCACUGUUGUACCCUUUGGGACAACUGAAGAGGAUAUUACACCUGGCAUGUAUGCGAAAGAUAGUGGCAAACACAUUGAAGAAAGUAAGCUCAAGGUCAUACUGACUAGCCCAUCCCAUUUGCCUGUAUUGCUACUAACUAACGGAGUUAUGAAGCAAGAACCAUCAUAUGGAACUUCAGUACAGAAAGACAAACUGCCGAGCGGAGUUGAGAAUCUUCCUCCUCAUGUGAUAGCUAAGGACGUUGAGGAUGUCAAAAGUGCUCCAGUUAUGGAGUUGUUGAGGCCUUGCAAGGAUGUAGAGUUGAGCCCAUCAAAGGAUGUCGAGCCAAGACUGUUUAUGGAUGUGGAGGAUCCAAAACUGAAGUUGGGUAAAGACAUUGAGCAGCUGAAGUCAAAGCUCAGUGAGGCUGACUUGACCAUUUCGAGGCUAACCGAACAGAGAGCCACAAACAUUCAAGAGAGGGAAACGCUCAAGCAAGAACUGGCAAUGUUGAGGAAGAAUGGCGUAAAGACAGUUCAGGUCGGAUUUCCCUUUCUUUUUGUUUUUAUGGUUGCACUAAUCAGUCUUGCAGUCGGAUACCUUCUGCGCCCUUAGGGAAGAAGAAAUCUUUUGUGUCUACUCAAGUUUUAAAAUUGCUUGAACUCUUUGAAAGGGACUAUAUUUAGAGGUGGGACAUAGGAUUAACUGUUAGCGGUCAUUUAAUCAGUGCAAGCAACUUUGUAGCAGGAUAGUCGUCGAUACACUGGACAUAUUGCAGUCUCUUUGGAAAUGCAUGUAGAAGGUGAAGAAAAAAAAAAAAAAA
Molecule: messenger RNA, 1220 nt
Organism: Camellia sinensis
Lineage: Eukaryota; Viridiplantae; Streptophyta; Magnoliopsida; Ericales; Theaceae
Source: RefSeq, a predicted model, not a curated record